UCCACUGCGCAGGCGCGAGUGUGUUGAGGGAGAAAGGCCUCGGCGCCAUAUUGUGAGGGAUUUUACCGUUUUCUGUUUUCGAAAAGUAAACGUUUACUUUAUUUUGUGAACGUAUCUAUACGCAGUAGUGUUAAGUUGUUUGUUUUAUACCGGCUGAAGGAUAUAGCUAGUUCUUUGUAUUAUUGGCGUACCGUCAUGUCAGGCGGCAGCGUAAUUCGAGGCCCUGCUGGAAACAACGACUGUCGGAUUUACGUGGGUAAUCUACCACCUGAUAUUCGCACCAAGGACGUGGAGGAUGUGUUUUAUAAAUACGGAGCAAUUCGGGAUAUCGAUCUUAAAAACAGAAGAGGCGGUCCGCCGUUUGCAUUCGUAGAGUUUGAAGAUCCAAGGGAUGCAGAGGAUGCUGUAUACGGACGAGAUGGCUAUGACUAUGAUGGCUAUCGUCUUCGAGUGGAGUUCCCAAGGAGUGGUAGGGGAGGUGGAAGAGGUGGAGGUGGAGGUGGUGGAGGAGGUGGUGGUGGAGCUCCAAGAGGCAGAUAUGGCCCUCCAUCCAGACGCUCUGAGUACAGGGUCAUUGUGUCAGGACUUCCUCCUAGUGGCAGCUGGCAGGACCUUAAGGAUCACAUGCGUGAAGCAGGUGAUGUAUGUUAUGCUGACGUAUUCCGGGAUGGCACCGGCGUUGUGGAGUUUGUGCGCAAAGAAGACAUGACCUACGCCGUUCGAAAGCUGGAUAACACUAAGUUCCGGUCACACGAGGGGGAAACUGCCUACAUCCGUGUUAAAGUGGAUGGUCCGCGGAGCCCCAGUUACGGGCGCUCUCGCAGCCGCAGCAGAAGUCGCAGCCGGAGCAACAGCCGCAGUCGCAGCUACUCUCCACGCCGGAACCGUGGAUCACCCCGUUACUCGCCCCGCCACAGCCGCUCACGUUCCCGCACCUAAACAUCCACUUGACAGCUAAUUUGGCUGGCCACAAUCAUACACCCUUUGUCACCUUUUACUGGACCGACUGUUGUACUUCAUUGCUC
Messenger RNA from Paramisgurnus dabryanus, 1025 nucleotides. RefSeq names its product serine and arginine rich splicing factor 1b (gene srsf1b). Gene Ontology annotation, cellular component: cytoplasm; nucleus. Gene Ontology annotation, molecular function: mRNA binding. The record is from RefSeq and is a predicted model, not a curated record. Lineage: Eukaryota; Metazoa; Chordata; Actinopteri; Cypriniformes; Cobitidae.